CAACAUGGCGGACGGGCAGUGUCAAUUUGGGAACGUCGUGAUCAUAACGUAAAAUAAUGGAUUUUGUUGUUUUAGAAUAUGGGUGAAUAUGUGCAAUAAAUUAUUAUACUUUCAUGUGCUAAGUGUUGUGUUUUGAUUGUAUUUGUGUAAAUUAAGUGAAACAAUGGCCUCGGAUAAGAUAAAAGUAGCCGUUCGGGUACGACCCUUUAACAGACGAGAACUCGAACUCGGCACACAAUGCGUGGUGGACAUGGAACAACAGCAGACGGUGUUGCAGUAUCCACAGGCUCACGACAAAGACAGAAAACAACCAAAGACGUUCGCGUUCGACCACUGUUUCUUCUCGCUGGACUCCUCGCUACCUAACUUCGCCUCGCAGAAGACCGUUUUCGAUUGUUUGGGCAGGGACAUCCUCGACAAUGCCUUCGACGGGUACAACGCCUGCAUAUUCGCGUACGGACAGACAGGUUCCGGCAAAUCGUACACGAUGAUGGGCGCCCCGGGGGCUGACGAAGGCGGCAUCAUCCCCCGGUUAUGUGACGCCCUGUUCGAGAGAAUAGCGAGACAGCAGUCACCGCCAGCCCUCACUUAUAAGGUGGAAGUGUCCUACAUGGAGAUAUACAACGAGCGAGUGCACGACCUUCUCGACCCGGAGACGACUCGGCGAUCCCUGCGCGUGCGCGAACACGCCGUGCUCGGGCCCUACGUCGAUGGACUCUCUCAGCUGGCCGUCACAUCAUUUCAGGACAUCGACAACCUCAUGACCGAAGGCAACAAGUCCCGAACAGUCGCAGCCACAAACAUGAACAGCGAGUCAUCUCGCUCACACGCUGUGUUCAGCGUGGUACUGACGCAAACGUUGUGCGACGCCGCGACUGGGGUUACGGGAGAAAAAGUCGCGCGAUUGUCGCUGGUGGACUUGGCGGGGUCGGAGCGGGCGGUGAAGACGGGGGCGGUUGGCGAUAGGUUGAAGGAAGGAUCUAAUAUUAACAAAUCAUUAACGACGCUAGGGCUGGUCAUAUCGAAGUUAGCGGACCAGUCGUCGGGCAAGCCCAAUAAGGACAAGUUCGUGCCGUACCGAGACUCCGUACUCACUUGGUUGCUGAAGGACAACCUUGGAGGCAACAGCAAAACUGUCAUGGUGGCAACAGUAUCCCCAGCAGCCGACAACUACGAAGAAACAUUAUCGACCCUUCGCUACGCGGACCGAGCGAAGAGGAUCGUCAACCAUGCGGUUGUCAACGAAGAUCCUAACGCCAGGAUCAUCAGAGAACUCAGACAGGAGGUUGAAGCACUUAAGGAGAUGCUUAAAUAUGCCACGGGUUCCCCGGUGGGUGAGGACGUGCACGAACAGCUGGCGCAGAGCGAACACCUGAUGAAGGAAAUGUCCAGGACAUGGGAGGAGAAGCUAGUUGAAACCGGCCGAGUACAAAGCGAGCGCCAGCACGCCCUAGAGAAGAUGGGUAUCAGCGUGCAAGCGAGUGGCAUUCAAGUGGAAAAGAACAAGUACUAUCUCGUCAACUUGAACGCUGACCCCUCGCUCAACGAGCUUCUGGUGUAUUAUCUGAAGGAUCGAACAAUGGUCGGCGCCGACAGUUCGGCCGACAUCCAACUCUCCGGCCUCGGCAUCCAGCCCCACCACUGCCAACUAAUCCUGGAGGGGGGAGGCCUUAACAUGGAACCCGUCGGGGCCGCGCGCUGUUUCGUCAACGGGACCCCUGUGGUCUCUAGGGUCAGAUUAGGACAUGCGGAUAGAAUACUGUGGGGGAACCAUCACUUCUUCAGGGUCAACUGUCCUAAGACUACAACGGCGGCCUCCGAGCCACAAACUCCCGCACAGCCUAUCGACUACAACUUUGCGCGUGACGAGAUUAUGCUAAAUGAGCUGAGCAACGACCCCAUACAGACCGCCAUAUCGCGCCUCGAGAAGCAACAUGAGGAGGAUAAACAAGUGGCAUUAGAAAAACAAAGGCAAGAGUACGAGCGACAGUUCCAGCAGCUGAGAAACAUACUGUCACCGACCACGCCCUACCCACCGUAUUCUUACGACCCGCUCAAACUGGGAAAAAUGCCAGCCUGCACCCCAACAACCGCCGCUCGCGUGGAGCGCUGGGCCGCCGAGCGCGACGACACGUUCAAGCGCUCGCUCGGCCGCCUCAAGGCCGACAUACUGCGCGCCAACGCGCUGGUGCAGGAGGCCAACUUCCUCGCUGAGGAGAUGAGGAGGAACACGCGGUUUAGCGUCACCUUGCAGAUACCGCCGCAGAAUCUUAGUCCUAAUAGGAAGCGCGGCGCAUUCGUCUCAGAACCGGCCAUCAUGGUGAAACGGCCCGGGCGGGGCGGGCAGGUGUGGUCCAUGGAGAAGCUUGACAACAAACUGGUGGACAUGAGGGAGAUGUAUGAUGAGUGGCGCCGCCUGCAGAGUGACGGGGAUGAGCCUCCAGCCGAAAAAGCCAUCGACCCAUUCUAUGAGUCCCAGGAAAACCAUAACCUAAUCGGCGUCGCCAACGUGUUUCUGGAAGCGCUGUUCCAUGAUGUCACACUCGACUAUCACACGCCCAUCAUCAGCCAGCAGGGAGAGGUUGCGGGCAGACUACAGGUGGAAAUCAGCAGAGUAGCGGGACAAUUCCCACAAGAUAGAAUAUGCGAGGCGGCUUCAGAUAGUUCCGGAGACAUGAGAGAUGAUGACGACCCUUCGGAUCCUGCUACUCAGCAGGUGACAAUCCGCGUAGCCAUCAAGCAGGCGACGGGUCUGCCGCCGUCGCUGUCGCACUUCGUGUUCUGCCAGUACUCGUUGCUGGGCGAGGCGGUGGUGGUGGCGCCGCACGUGGGAGACGCGGCGCCCGCGCCGGCCCCCGCCUCGCCCCGCGCCGCCGCGCCCCAAGUGCACUUCGACCACGAGCAGGACCACACGCUCACCUUGACUGAGGAGUUCAUUGAGCAUUGCGCAGAGGGCGCCCUCUCCAUCGAGGUGUGGGGCCACCGCUCGGCCGGCUUCAGCCGCGGCCGCGGCAACUGGGAGGUGGAGCAACAACAGCUGGCCAAGGCGCGCUCGUUGGCUGACCGCUGGGCGGAGCUGACGAGGAAGAUAGAGCUCUGGGUCGAGAUACAUGAGCUGAAUGAUCAGGGCGAAUACGCUCCUGUUGAGGUUGUGUCACGACCAGACAUGGUAACCGGCGGCGUAUAUCAACUCCGUCAAGGGCAGCAACGUCGACUAGCGGUCAGAGUUAGACCGGCUCACAACUCGGGCACGUUGCCCAUCAUCUGUCAGCAUAUCGUCAGCGUUGAAGUGGGCUCCGUUAGCGUCAGGUCCCGCCUUCAAAAGCCGUUGGACUCGUAUCAAGAGGAGGACCUAGCCGUGCUCAGAGAGCGGUGGAGCGACGCGCUCGCGAGGCGACGACAACAUUUACACGCGCAACUACAAAAACUAGUGAACAUGUCGCCGUCAAUGAAGAGCGAACGGGACAUGGAGAGAGAGCAGUCGCUAGUCGAGCAGUGGGUUUCACUCACUGAAGAACGAAAUGCGGUUCUAGUGCCGAGCCCGGGCAGCCCUAUCCCGGGAGCGCCUGCCGCGUGGAACCCGCCCCCGGGCAUGGAGCAACACAUACCAGUUCUGUUCCUUGACCUUAAUGCUGACGACCUAACAACCCAACAGUCCGGCGAAGAGGUGACAAUGGCCGGCCUCAACUCCAUCCUGCCGAAAGAACAUGGCAACAAGUUCUACGAGCUCCAGAUAUUACAUCACCACGAUAAAGAUGUGUCCGCUAUCGCGUCUUGGGACUCCUCGAUUCAUGACUCGCAGUAUCUUAACAGGAUUACUGAAGCCAACGAACGCGUGUACCUGAUCUUAAAAACCACCGUCCGCCUCUCGCAUCCCGCGCCCAUGGACCUCAUACUGCGGAAGCGGCUCGGAUUGAACAUUUACAAGCGACAGAGCCUUACUGACAGGAUACGCAAGAAGAUUGUCAGAGUGGACCAACUAACGCAGACCGGAGUCACUUACGAGGUGGUGUCCAAUAUCCCCAAGGCCUCCGAAGAGUUGGAAGACAGGGAGAGCCUCGCUCAGAUCGCCGCUACUGGUGAAGAAGCCAGCGCUGCUGAUGGGGAAACAUUCAUUGAGAAGUACACCCGCGGCGUGAGCGCAGUGGAGAGUAUCCUGAGCCUGGACCGGCUGCGCCAGAGCGUCGCCGUCAAGGAGCUGGAGCAGGCGCGCGGCCAGCCCGUCACCAUGCGCAAGACCGCCUCCGUGCCUAACUUCUCGCAGCUGACGCAGGCGCUCGACAGCGCGGCAAAGAGCGGAGCCAACAUUAUGCGCCUCGACUCUUCAUUCGAGUCCCUGAGCGUGGCGGGCCGCUCGGGCAGCGUGGCGGACCUGGCGGGGCCGGACGAGCCGCGGCGCGUGCGACACUCGUACGCCGCGCCCGCGCAUAACGAUCCCGACAUGACCACGCCCACGAAGCCUUUUGGACUCGCAUCCCCAGCUAGUGGUAAGCUGGGUCUUCGCAUGACGACCCUGCACGAGGAACCAGGCAGGAGGAAUGAUGACGACUCCCAUUCGGAGCCGGAGUGUGCUGCCGACGCGCUUACGACGCCAAGGGAACAUAGACAGCGCGCACGGACGUCGCGCGGGUUCCUGCCGACGUCGAAGACGUUGGACUCGCUACACGAGCUCGCUUGCGAGAGGGUGCCUACCAAGAACUCUCCCUCGAUAUCAUCCAGCGGAUAUGGUUCCCAAGCAGUAUCCUCAACCAACCUGACCAACGACGACACGCUGUCCAUCCGCAGCAUGUCCGUCGACGAUACGCCGGACUUCGACAAGUCGGAGUACGCGCUACGGACCAAAACAUCCAUGGCCGGGCUGAGGAAUGAGAUCACUGAGCUACGCCACGACAUCAGCGAACUGAAGAACGACAUCGUCGAAUCCAAACACGAGCUAGACUCGUCAUACGAGAAAAAGACCCCGGUCACGCCUGGCGGCCGACGCAUCAACCCGUUCAUGAGGGACUGCGAAAACGGGAUGCUGGAUCCAUUGGGGGCGAUCCCUGUCGAGAACUUGGGUGUCGCCAGCCCGCCCGCGGAGCAGAUCGUCAAUGGGGAACAUGAAACCUCGGGAGAAGCCGACGUGGAAUCUAUCAGCUCAGAACAAAGCCAUGAAACAGAGCGCAGCCGGGAAGCCUCGUCAGUUGGCGAAAGCGAUUCCACCUCCGGAGACCAGGUCAAGACACAGCUGCCGGCUGGCAAGGUGGUCCGCCGCCGCGCGACCAACUCCCGCGCCGGCGCGCGCGCCUCGCACCCGGCCGCCCGCCCGCGCUCCGCCGUGGAGCCCGGCCACCAUCUGCACAGCCUCAACAAGACGCUACACGACACGCCGGCCUCCUCUACAGAGAGGAUUGGAGACGACGAAUCAUCAGAAACGCUCCUGCACACAGCGCCCGACUGGCUGACAGUAGGCGAGAGCGUCUCGCUCCGCCUCAGCAGCAGCACCGGCGUCGUGGCAUACGUGGGACCUGCACAUUUCGCUCACGGCCUAUGGGUCGGCCUUGAGUUGGACGCGCCGACUGGUAAAAACGAUGGUGCGGUCGGCGGUACUCGUUACUUCCAGUGCCGGCCGCGGCACGGCAUCUUCGUGCGUCCCGACAAGCUGGUGCAGGACCGGCGGGGCCGCUCCGCCCGUCAGUAUAGGGACUCCGAGCUCAAGCGGGCCGGCAGCAAAGGAGAAGGCCUACACAACUUACACAGAUCGAGGAGUCGCGGCGAAAGCAUAAACGUCGUGGGCACCAAAACUAGAAGCAAAUAAAUUCACCCUCACGUCCGUAACUCCGUACCAUACCUUGUAGAGUACUACCAUAUUUAUAAGUUACUAUACUGCGCGGGCAACUUUACUUGUGUACCGGCGAGCCAUUUGGCCAAUCACAGCGCGGAAUUAACACGCGCUAAGCGUCCUCGAUCGCUAUUGGUUGUUUCGUGACCGAGGUUUUACGUGAUUGGUUAAUUUUUAAAGAUGGCCGUUGUAACUUAUAUGUGUGGUUAUACUAUAUGGACCGAAUUAUAAAUAUACGUCCACCACCCUGUUUCGUUUUUUUAGCAAAUGGUGCUUUUUAUGUAGUUUUCUGUUGCAUGAUAAAUUAAAAGUUUGAAAUGUUGAUGUUAUCAGAUGUAGGCAUUUAAUUUAUUAUGUGAUAAGUGUAAGCAAUAUUUUAUGUGUUUACCUACGUUGUUCCCGUAUUGAGAAGUUGUUAGGAAAUUUGAUCCUCUCGCAUUUAUUAACUAGAAUAAUAAGAUGACGUAGAAGAUCUUUCGAGAUUUCCAUAUAUCGCAAUUUUAUAGUAUUUGACAUUAUACAUUUUCUGUGAACGAAAUAUUUAUUUUACAUUUUUUGACACAAUCGCAAUCCUAAUUGACUAUGUUGUAAAUAUAAUUGGACAUUUUAAAUAUGUGAUUUAAUUUAAUUCUUUUUAAAUGUAAAUAUGUGAAUUUUGUGUGUAUUAUUAAUUUAGAACCAAUGAAAUUUUUGUGAUCAGUGAUAAUCAAUGGUUUUGUAUAGAUUUUUUUUACUGUAUAGUUUGUGGUAUAGUGUUAUUGUAAUUUAUUUAUAUAUUAGUUUAUGUUGUCUAUGGAUGCACAGUUUUAUAUUCUGCACAUGGAAUAUAAUGUCUGUGGUUGCUUAAAAACGCUUUUACUAAAAUUUUACAAAAUGCAUUGCUCAGUUAAGUGUUUUCUAACACAAAAGCACAUUAAAAUGUGAUAGUAUCUUGCCACACGAAAAUACACUAUAUUGCUUAGCAAUUGAUUCCUAUUUCGUUUGACAUUCGCUUUAGUUGUACCUAUGGCAAAGGUAGAAACGUCCAAAUAACGUCUAAAAAAACUUCGUCCUUAUGAAAGACUUGUACUUAACUGGUUUUGUGACGUGUAUGAAUGCCCAUUAUUUUUGAAGAAAGCGAUCGGAUUUAGUCUUAUAUAAUCGUUUGCAAAAUUAAAUGUGCCACAUUAUUUUUGACUAUAUUUACAGUGGCUCAAAAUACCGUUCGUGUUUCUUGCAAUAAAAAUGGGUGGUAAGAAAAUAUGUAGUCAUAUCGACUUCAAAUAAAUUAUGUCACAAAAAACUGUCCUAAAAUUUAAUAUCUCCAUCCACGUUCGAACAAUAAUCGAUGGUAGAUUAUACAUGUUUUAAUUCCAAAUGUAGAAAACGGUACGGUCGGAUUUUGUUUAAGUGUCACACCUA
Molecule: messenger RNA, 7222 nt
Organism: Cydia amplana
Lineage: Eukaryota; Metazoa; Arthropoda; Insecta; Lepidoptera; Tortricidae
Gene: Khc-73
Product: kinesin-like protein KIF13A
Exons: 38
Coding region: 164-5797 (1877 amino acids)
Biological process (GO): microtubule-based movement
Molecular function (GO): microtubule motor activity; microtubule binding; ATP binding
Source: RefSeq, a predicted model, not a curated record